AUGGCUAGUGUAUUAUCACCUCUCAUGACUACACCCCUUUCACUUUCUAACCAAAAAUCUGGUGUAAAUUCCAUCAGUGAGCCCAACUCCAAAGUUCAUCGCAAUCUUCUUAGACAAUUAGAAUCAUGCUCUGGCGUAAACCAAUUAAAGCAAAUCCAUUCCCGAUGUAUUGUUUCUGGCCUAUAUGAGAAUCCUAUUGUUGUUUCAAAGCUGUUGGCCAUUUCCGCUUCUUUGAUGCCUAAUGGCUUGACUUAUGCUCAUGUGCUUCUCACCCACUUUAUUGAUCCAAAUGCUUUCAUGUAUAACACCAUGAUAAGGGCUUAUACUUACAGUAAAAACCCUAGAGAAGCCCUUUUUAUGUUUAAUGAGAUGGUGAGUAGAGGCAAAUCUCCGGAUGCCUAUACUUUUCCCUUUGUGCUAAGGGCAUGUUCCCUAUUACUAGCAAUUGACAAAGGGAAAGAAAUUCAUGGAUUCAUAGUGAAGUUGGGAUUAAUGAGUAAUGUGUAUGUGGGUGGGACUUUAAUUGACAUGUAUGCCAAAUGUAACAAGAUAAAAUACGCUUCAAAAGUCUUUGAGAAAAUGCCAACUAAGGAUGUUGUCUCUUGGGCUGCCAUGAUUGGGGGCUAUGAGAAGUGCAAAUGUUUUGAAGAGGCAUUGAGGCUCUUUGUUAGAAUGAGGUAUCAAGUUCUUGAAGCUCCAAAUGAGGCUUCUUUAGUGAGUGCUAUUUCAGCUUGUGGGCUGUUAGGGGCUCUAGAGAGGGGCAAAUGCAUACAUUCUUUACUGUGUAAAGAAGGUGUUAGUGUGAUAUUAGGCAAUGUGUUGAUAGACAUGUAUGCAAAAUGUGGAUGCAUAGAGGAGGCUAUAAUGGUUUUCCAUAGCUUGCCUGUGAAAGAUGUCUUCACAUGGAGUGGCAUGGUGGUAGGGCUUGCAAUGAAUGGCCUUAGUGACGAGGCCAUCGCGAUCUUUCGACAUAUGCAAGAGGUGGGUCAAAGGCCAAAUGGGGUCACAUAUGUAGGUGUGCUAACUGCAUGUGCUCAUGUGGGUUAUAUGGAUGAAGGUCGUUUCUUCUUUGAUUCAAUGAGAGACUACGGCCUCGAGCCAGGGAUUGAGCACUAUGGUUGCAUGGUUGACCUCUUUGCUAGAGCUGGGUAUUUGAAUGAGGCUUGGUUGGUUUUAGAAAGCAUGCCUAUGAAGCCUGAUCCAAUUAUGUGGGGCUCACUUUUAGGUGCCUGUAGGAUUCAUGGGAAUGUUAGCUUAGGAGAGAGAAUUGGAAAACAUGUGAUAGAUUUGGAUCCUUUACAUGGGGGAAGGUAUGUUCUGUUAUCAAACAUAUAUGCAUCAGCUAAAAGGUGGGCAGAUGUGGAGAUGGUGAGGGGAAUGAUGGAAGAGAGAGGAGUUGAGAAGAGGCCGGGUUGGAGCAUGAUUGAGGUUAGAGGGGUCCUUCAUAGCUUCUUUGUUGGUGAUAAAAGGCACCCUCAAACACAAGAGAUAUAUGGAAUGUUAGAGGAGUUGAAUGGCUUGAUGAGAGAGUACAUUCAAAAAGAGGGGGUGAGAUGA
Messenger RNA from Amborella trichopoda, 1557 nucleotides. RefSeq names its product pentatricopeptide repeat-containing protein At5g66520-like. Gene Ontology annotation, biological process: RNA modification. The record is from RefSeq and is a predicted model, not a curated record. Lineage: Eukaryota; Viridiplantae; Streptophyta; Magnoliopsida; Amborellales; Amborellaceae. Gene Ontology annotation, molecular function: protein binding; RNA binding.